GUUAAUUGCAAGGCGCGGCGUAUCAAGAAGCCAAUCUGCGAGAAUUGCAGCCACCGUGGAAUGUACUGUUCAUUUGCAACGACUGGAAGCCCCGAGAUAGGAUCAGAAUGUUCCGAUGUCCAACUACCGAACAGAUACCAAUUCCGACCUUACCAUCCCCUCCAAGGAGUCAAGACAUAAAAUCCAAAACGAAUCGUCCCAGGCUCAAAAUGAUGGAUGCCUAAUAUCUACCAGAUCAGUGGGGAUGCAGUGCAGUGUGCCGCCUCCGUUCACCAGUCAAAAUCAAUCUCUCACCUUGAUGUCGCUGGCUGAUCUGCAGCUAUUCCAUCAUUUCCUCAUCGAGACUGCAUGCACCCUCGUGGAUGAUGUGAAGGAAUACCCGAUUUGGCAGAAUGAUAUCGUUCAAUGGGGCUUUGAGUUUUCCUCCAUUCUGCAUCUUAUAUUGGCCAUCUCCGCUCUCCACAUGAGCCAUAAGCGACCCGAACUGCGAAAUGAGUACGUCCGACAGGGAGAAGACCACUUCACCUUUGGGAUUCAAUCUGUUACCGCUAUGUUGGCCCAGUUGAGCGCAGAAAGCUGUCAGAGGGUUUACAUAGCGGCCGUCUUGAUCUGCUUUGUUUAUUUCGGUGGAGGGCCUCGGCCGGGCGAGUAUCUCAUUUUCAGCGACGAUGGGCCUGCAGAAUGGCUCGUUCUCAUGCGAGGGGUGAAGUUGAUUUUACACUUGUAUAAUGAUAAAGUCUUUACGGGGAUUCUUCGGCCAAAACCCAAGAUUAAGAACGAUGUGAGCGGUAGUGUCAUCAGCCCGUCACUGCGGGAUGAUUUGAAAGACCACGCGGUGCGCAUUGAGAAUACACGGCAGCUAUUAGAGAGACUGCCAGAUUCUGCAGAUCAGGAUAUGUACAGACAAGUGAUCAAUGGCCUGUUAUCGACGUUGAACGAGACCUAUUCAAGGAUGUCAGCAGAGAGGCCAGCAGUGGGAUUAUUGGACGUUCUAAUCGGCUGGGUUUAUCGACUCCCGGAGCGAUUUGUGAAUCUGGUGGAGCAGAAAGAGCCGGUAUCCCUGGUGAUACUCGCGCAUUGGGCUAUGCUUCUGAAAUAUAUGCGGUCAGUCUGGUUCAUGGAGGGUUGGGAUGAGCAUGUCUUGCAUGGUAUUUGUGCUUCUCCCCCGUUGAUAUUCGGCAGUGGGUUGAGUGGCGGGAGGAUGAGAAUCGAGUGACGAACUAGCAGAAGGGUGAUAAAACCAUGGGUUCUGCAGGAAAUGCUCAUCCUCACCGCAUCACCGCUGAUAUCAGACACGGUGUACAUGGCGCUAGGCCGGAUAAUCCGCUCCCUAGACGCAGAACACCUCUCCAGCAUGCGGACCAAGUAUCUCACCUUUAUCUUCGUCCUCAACGACAUCAUCUGCAUCUGCACACAGCUGGGCGGCGCCGGCGUCCAAGUCACCGGUAACGCGAAGAUAAUAGAUGUCGGCAAGAAGUAGUUCUUGCCGGACUUAUUCUGUCGUUGAUCAUUUUUACCUUGUUUGUGUGGAUUGCUAUUCAUUUCCAUCGACGACUUCUCAAACACCCAACUGGUAUAGUUACCCAAAACGCGUGCCUGAAUUACUGGCAGCGGUACAUGUGGGCAUUAUAUCUCGCCUGUGCGGCGCUGAUUCUCCGCAAUCUCGUCCGGACUAUCCAGUUCGGCUCCGUUCAGACAUCUGCUGUGAAUACGAAGGAGGUGUUUAUUUAUAUUUUCGAUGCGUUUUUGAUGGUUGUUGUUUUGAUUGCGUUGGCGGUUUAUCAUCCUGGUCGGCUUGUUAGGAUGGCUCAUCGGGCUGCUGACGGGGGUCCUGAGAAGGGUUACGGGCCGGCUGCUUCUAAUGACGAUUCGAGCCAUAUUUUGUUAGUGGAUUAUCAUGGGGUUCGGUAGUGGGCAUUGCUCUUGACAUAUUAGACUGCUCUUGGUAGGGGAUGGUCUAAAAACUGCUGCCUGCUAUAGAGAUAGUAGCGUUGUUCCAUAAACAACACAUCGAUUCAUCUCAAGUAAUAUC
Messenger RNA from Monascus purpureus, 2032 nucleotides. Lineage: Eukaryota; Fungi; Ascomycota; Eurotiomycetes; Eurotiales; Aspergillaceae. The record is from the annotation of a GenBank genome assembly.